AUGCUUAAAUCACGUUUUCCCUAGACAAUCAGAUCUAAAAGAGAGAGCAAAGUCACUAGAUUAUGAAGAUUAAGGCGAGUAAGUGGAUAGUGGGUGUUGGGAAAAAGCUUGGAGGGAGAUGCUAUUAAGAUAUUAUGCCGAAAUGAAUGUUAAAGAGAAGCAUCGUGCUCAUCCAAGUGUUGUCGAGCGUGGAACUUUGACCAACAUGGUCAAGCACGAUUGUUCAUCAGUCAAGACAUCUUUUGAAAUAUUCAUCUCUGAAGAAAGCUUUGACCAACAAAGGAUUGAGGAGAUCUCCAAUUGCAAGCAUUUCUCUCCCAUCAUUGACAAUUGCCAGGUUUAAGGGGCAAGCUUAGAGGCACAAGAACCAAGAGCAGCCUUGAAGUUCAAAAGCUCAAGCACAUCACACUUUAUGUGGCUCUAGCAAUCAAGGGAUUCUCUAAGGAAAGGAAUGCAACUACUCAUUAAACAAUUGUACUUUGAAAGAUCUAGGAGUCAGAUUUUACUAGAAACUUGAAUGCUACCAUGUCGAUGUACUUAGUGUGAUGUACUAGGCUUCUACUUUGUAAUGAAUGACCAUCUUUGUA
Messenger RNA from Rubroshorea leprosula, 587 nucleotides. The record is from the annotation of a GenBank genome assembly. Lineage: Eukaryota; Viridiplantae; Streptophyta; Magnoliopsida; Malvales; Dipterocarpaceae.